Cyprinus carpio (common carp) is the source of this 1519-nucleotide messenger RNA. RefSeq names its product DENN domain containing 2Db (gene dennd2db). Lineage: Eukaryota; Metazoa; Chordata; Actinopteri; Cypriniformes; Cyprinidae. The record is from RefSeq and is a predicted model, not a curated record. Gene Ontology annotation, cellular component: nucleoplasm; cytosol.
AUGGCGUGUUUUAUUCGGCGGCGGCUCCUGCUGGAGGAAGUACACUCGGGUCAGCUCUUCUUCGAGUAUCUGCUGGUGGUCAGUCUGAGGAAGAAGAGGAACGAGGAAGGUUACGAGCCCCACAUCACAUACCAGUUCCCCAAGCGUGAGGUGAUGGGACGUCUGCAGCGCGAGGAAGAGGAGAAGUGCAUGAAGGCCGCUCAUCUCUUCUGCUUUCCAGAGGGAAUCAACUGGGCUCCUUUGACCGAAUACAAGAGCGAGACGUUCUCGUUCGUUCUGACUGAAGUGGACGGCAGCCGGAGGAACGGAUACUGCAGGAGACUGCUGCCGGCCGGACGCGGCGCUCGUGUUCCAGAGGCGUACUGCAUCAUCAGCCGCGUGGCUUGUUUCGGACUAUUCUCAAAGAUCUUUGACGAGGUAGAGAAGCGCAGGCAGAUCUCCAAAGCCAUGAUCUAUCCGUUCAUGCAGAGCCUCGCCGAAAACACCGUCACCGUCACCAGCUUCAUCCCGGACGCUGGCACAGAGAUCAUCAGUCUGACGCGGCCAGCCGAGUCCUGGCUCGAACACGUCGACUUCCGCACACUCUUCCGCUGCCUGAACGAUGACGAGGUGCUGAUGGUGUUCGCCGCCACCGUCAUGGAGCGACAAAUCAUCUUCAUCUCUGAGGAGCUCAGCACUCUGUCGCAGGUUCUUCACGCUGUAGCUGCUCUGCUGUAUCCGUUCGUGUGGCAGCACACGUUUAUAUCAAUCGUUCCUACGGUUCUGAUCGACGUGUGCGCCGCGCCGACACCCUUCCUGCUGGGAGUCCAGAAGAGCCUGCUGGAGCAGCUGACAGACCACAGCGACCUGAUGAUUGUUGAUCUGUCGCCUGGAGCAGAAACUAAAUUCAUUACCAGAAUGGGAGACGAGGAGUCGCUGCUGCCUGCUAAACUGAAGGAGGAGCUGCUGUCGCGACUGUCUGCGCGCAAACGUGACGCCUCGACGGAGGAGCUGAACCGGCUGGUGUCAGAGGCCUUCCUGUCCGUCUUCGUCCGGAGCGUGGGUCACUUCUCGCAACACUUCAGGAGGAGCGGGAACUCACGCCGCUUUCACAAGAAGAGCUUCCUGAAGGCCGUGCAGCACAAGUCACACGUGGACUUCGUCAAGCUCUUCAUCCAGACGCAGAUGUUCGAUCUGUUCAUUCAGGAAGAGGAAACGCAGGCCAACCCUAACGCGUUCUUUCACAGGAAGGUGUUGGAGUAUCACGAGAGGAAGAAGAAGGAGAAGACGAAGGCCGGAUGGGUGUGAGGUGUGGUGCUUUAGGAUGUCUUCACAUUCGUUCAGUCUCAACCUUUCCUUAUUAACAUGCUUCAGACGUUUCCUCAAUAUUUAAUCCUGUUUAUUCGUACGCUGUUUUAACAUAAUAACAUAUAAAGUGAACUGAUACAUGUUACUUUGAGAGUACCGUAAGUGUAAGAUUUGAAACAGGAUCAUGUCCAGCUCAUAUUUGUCCUUAUUAAAGUAAAAUUGGAAUUAUUCA